Messenger RNA from Schistocerca gregaria, 3688 nucleotides. Its product is annotated as trypsin-1-like. Bases 1 to 1092 code for a protein of 363 amino acids. The record is from RefSeq and is a predicted model, not a curated record. Gene Ontology annotation, molecular function: serine-type endopeptidase activity. Lineage: Eukaryota; Metazoa; Arthropoda; Insecta; Orthoptera; Acrididae. Gene Ontology annotation, biological process: proteolysis. The transcript is spliced from 8 exons.
AUGAGCCGCGGCGCCAACUUCCUCCUGCUGCUCUCGCUGGCCGCCUCCGCCGCGGCCACAGCCAACGCCGCCGCCACCGCCGCCUUCCUACCUGUUGGCGACCUCCCACGCUACCAGCCUGCUGAGAAUUCGUCUAUCGACGACAUUUAUGACGACGUAUCGCACGGUCAGGGCAACGACGAUGAUGACAUACCAUUCCCGGAAAUACAGAACGAUUAUGCCGAAAAUAAGUGGUCAUUUACGCAAUGGUUCUUGAGCAUCGUGGGGCCAUUUGGAUUCUGGACCUCACCUGGGGGUACGGACGAUGUUGACCUCAAGCCACCGGAACGCUGCGAACCGUGCUCUUGCGGAAUGGCAAACGAGCGCAGGCGCAUCGUGGGCGGCACGGUGACCAAGGUGAAGCAGUACCCGUGGAUGGCGAUGCUCAUGUACGGCCGCACCUUCUACUGCGGCGGGUCGCUCAUCAGCGACAAGUACGUGCUCACCGCCGCACACUGCCUCUACGGUUUCGACCACCGACGCAUCCGCGUGCGGCUGUUGGAGCAUGACAGGGACAAGCCGUCGGAGACGGAGGUCAUCGAGCGUCGCGUCAUGAGGGUCCGCUUGCACCGGCGCUACGACUCGAGCAACUACAACAACGACAUCGCGCUCAUUCGGCUCAGCGAACCCGUCAAGAUAGAGGGAGACCUGAGGACCGUCUGCAUGCCCACCAAAGGCCACAGCUUUAGUGGGGAGCAGGGUCUGGUAACAGGCUGGGGUGUAACAAAACCGUUGGGCCAGCCAUCAUCGCAGCUGCGUGAAGUGACAGUGCCCAUCAUGGCCAACUCAGAGUGCCGGAAGACUGCAUAUGGCCAGCAGCGCAUCACUGAAAACAUGAUGUGUGCUGGAUACCCAGAGGGCAAGAAGGAUUCCUGCCAGGGAGACAGUGGCGGACCUCUACAUAUCAAGAAUGAUACGCUGCAUCACCUCGUUGGAGUGGUGUCUUGGGGUGAAGGCUGUGCACAGCCAAAUUAUCCAGGAGUGUAUACUCGGGUCAAUAGGUACAUCACUUGGAUUACCAGGAACACAGUGGAUAGCUGUUUCUGCAGUUAAUAAUAAAAAGCUGCUACAAGAAUGUUUAACAUUAUUACAAAUAAUUAAUAAUGGUAUAAUGCAAAAUGUGACACGUCCAAAUUGGAAAGACACUUGUAACCUUAUGGUUAUGAUUUAUUCCUGUGUUAUUUUCAACAAAUAUUUUGCUUUCCAUAGAAAAUGAUGGUGAAGAAAUAAAAUAUCACAGUUACAUGUUUCUGCCUGAUGUAUGUUACAUAAUAACAUAACUGUUGGAGAAACAUAUUCACACUAUCCUUUAUGUUAAAGUGAAAUGUUAGGUCUGUAAAGUUCUGAAUCACAUUUCUGACAGUACAUACAACAGAGAAAAAUGUUGGUGUUAGCAAAGCCUCAGCUUAUUCCUUCAUCGUAUUUAAACUGAACUUCUGCUACCUGAAUAUUUGAUUAUACUCUCCCUGAUGAGAUGAUUAUCUUUGUUCUAGUCCACUUCAUCAGACCAUAAUCACUUUAGCUAAUUGUUAUUGACUUAUAUUAACAACAUAAUUUCUAAAGGGAUACUGAUGUGUAAGUAGGAUCCAGAACCUUAAAAAAUCAUUUUGUGCACCCUUGGGAAUAUCAACGCACUUCCAGUAAUGUGUACUACUGAGGGAGGGUGGGGUAUAUUAUGCCCACCAAAAGAAAAAAAAACUAUAAACGUACAAAUGUAAUGGGUUUUUGUUCACUUUUUAAAGAGAUAUUGAUGUGUAAAUAAAGUCCUAAAUCUGAAAAUAUUGAAUACAGUUGUCAUUUGUAAAAGUGACAUCUACUACUACAACCUAAAGUUUUUGGUUAAGUUUAACUGAAAAAUUUGAAUGUUUAUAGAAUCUGAUAAACGAACUCUUUAAAGCAAAUAGUUUUUCAAAAUUUUAAAAUGGAAAAUAAUGAAUUAGAUUACACUAUUUUAAAAAUAUGAACAUAAUGUACCACCCACCUUGGUAUUCUGAGGGGUAACCGUCAGUGGCCAGAAAUAGUCAUGUUAAUGCAUAUGGUCCUGAAAUGGAUAACAGUUGUAUGCAGCAUAUAUUUAAAUAUGUGAGUAAAAAAAUUGUUUCUUUAUAAUUUUUUGUGGUGUAUGUGCUGCCUUUUAGAGGAAGAUAUGCAUUUGUUGUGCAUAUGAGUAAAUACAGGUAUAUUUUAUUCUGUAUAGUGUUACAUUUACAUAUAAAUCUGUUGUGUAAAAUAUUUAUAUCUUUACCGGUAGUGUUAACUUUUAGGUUUCCAACUUGAGCCACUCUUAAGGAUACAUAGUAAUGUUGAAUGCAGAGCUGUUUUUAAAGUACAACAAGAAACUGCAAUUUAUUUUCAUAACACAGCAACUAAUCCUCUCAAAAUACUAUAGUAAGACAGUAUACCAUUAAUUAUAGUGAGGCACCAAAUCAAGUCAUAUCACUUCAGUGCAAAAUAGAAAAAUUGUGAGAGCAAUAAGAUGGAAGUAGUGCCUAGAGUUUUAAGUGCAUAACAGAUGUCAGUCCUCCAAAACAGGCCUCAAACAGAAAUUUAACACAUCAGAUUGUUUCAAGAUACAUUCAAUAACACAUCUGUUUCAGUAAAUUUAGUCUUAAUGGAGUAUCUUCUGGUCCACAGAAUGAGUCAAAAUGUACACUACUGUUAACAGAUUACUGACCUUAAUGUCCAAUAUGGUGUCUUCUCUGUAGAUCAGUUGGUGAGUGGAUACUGGUAAAUUGUUUUAAAUGUUAAGGCAGCACUGUUGAUAUGUACAUUGUAGUCAGUGCACAUUCAUUUACAUGAACACAUACAUGAUAGUCAGCUUGUAGCUCACAUUGUUAAUUACUGUUUAUAGAAUUAUGUUAGUAGCCUACAUAGUCUUCAAGAAGUUUAACUUACUUAUAAAAGUAACUGUAUGAAUCAUAGUUUUUUAGCCAUAGCUAAUGAGAUAUAACAGCUGUAACUAGACAGAAAUUAACUUUUGUAAUAGAUUAGAAGUGUCUUCUAAUGGCUCAGCCCACUGUGUCUGAUUAAAAACUUGUAAAAGAAAUUUUAUACAAAUAAAUUACAAAAUAUUAAAACAUUGAUCACUUACAGUUUCAAUAACAAUGUAAAGGCAAAAAUUUGAGGUAAUACUUAUACAGUUUUUAGAAAUGAAGUUAUUUGGUUUAGUUAUUGGCUGUUCAUUCUUUAAAUGGCUCUAAUACUGGGUUCUACUUUCGGGAGUGUGAUUCUUAUGAGAAAAACAUUUUCCAUUAUUAUUAUUUCUUAAACAAUAAAACACACAAAAAUAAGCUUUAAAAAGAGAGGUAUCAAUCCUGAAACAAAUACACAAUAGCAGGGGCAGCAAAUGAUUAUGAAAUCUUAAACACUGAAUAUUUCUUUAAGUGAAAUGCUUGUAUAUAAAAUAUUUAUAUCAUUGUAGUCAAUCAAAUUAUACUUUCAACAAUAAAGACUAAAAGAUAUUUAUGUUAUAUUGUACAUGAACAACUUGUAAGUCAUUAAAGAUAGUCAGCAAACAUUAUUUGUCACAAAGGUAGUGUCUACUUUAUAUUAAGAUAUGUAUAAUGAUUUUAGUGCCUCCCUGUGAUAUUUGCUUUAUACUUUAUGAUUUUGUUUCAAGACUAAACAAAUAUGCUUCAUUAAUUGAAAA